GAGAGAGAAUAACAGGACCCAAGAGAAACAAGUGGUGCACAACCCCAUUACUCACCACCCAAUGACUGAUGCCCAGCGUGUCCCCAGGCAUUCAUCAGCCCCUUCCAGUUAAAACCCCCAGUUAUAUUCUGGGCAGGGUGUUCUGUGGCAUAGACUAUCCCUUUGGCUAGUUUGGACCAGCUGUUCUGGCCAUCCUCCCUCCUGGAUUCCUGUGCAGCUCCUCAGUGGCAGACCAUGGGCAGCAGAAAAGUCCUUGUCUUGGAGUAAGCCACUAAACAACAACUCCAACAAGUCUGUGUUAUCAGCCAGCACUGUGCUGGCUACUACGAAGAAAAUUAACGCAGUCCUAGACAGAAUCAGGACAGCAGUUGAUUGCUUCCUCCCCCUCCCCUGCUUCUGACAACUCAGCACAUGGAGCUCGAUGACAUCACAGACCUUGGAAUGUUGGUGGUUCCAGUUGUCCCCAGAGCCAAGAUGCAGAGGUAUGUGUCUCUGCUGAACAUUCCGGUGUUCUAAACAGAGGGAUUUGGGUGGCCACAACAAGCAUUGCUGAGGCUGCAGAAGGCAGCACGCUGCUUGUCAGUGUCAACAGCCUGUAUGGCCUGCACUCCAGGAACACAGUUUGGAUACUCCUGCUUACUGCAGCUGAGAGCAUCCUGAAAAAUGUCACGGCCAGCUCGCAUCUUUGGGCUAAUGAUGAUGGUCUACCCAGAAUCUCAAGGCUUGCUAGGUGAUGCCAACGAUGGUGGUGAUGAUAACAGUGAAGAAUCAGGGAAUUCCCGCCCUUCUGACCCUCUUCCACCCUCGUGCAAGAGCAGUAACAGCACAGAUGAAAAUAAGACAGAGAAUCUGGAAGAACCCAAAUCUCCCCCAACUCCUGAAGACUCUUACAUGGUGAAAGAGAAACAGGUGGGGUUGUCCAAGCAUGAGCUUGAGAAGGAAGAUCGGGAGUUUCAGGAACCAUUUUACAAAGACAUGAGAACGUCCGACAGCUUGGCUGGAGAUGAGAAGCCCAGCCCGACCUACCACCUUCCUGGGCACCUGACGUUGCCUGCCCCCCAAAAGGCUGGUACAGCACCAAGUGGCUUCCAUGACCCUCUCCAGCACAGCUCAGGCCAGCACUUGGGGACAGAGGCCGCUGGCACGCAGGCCCAUGCCAGUGCCCAUUACGUGGGGCUGCCAGAGAGCAGCACGGGAGCGGAGCCCCACGUGCUGCGCGGGGAGGGCGGCGAGGACAGCAAGGACAGAGAGCCCCGGCCCCUGCGGCCCACCUACGACUCCCUGUGGCAGGAGAACAACAUCCUCAGGUCAGAGUACGGAAUGCUCAGGAAUGCGAACGUCGUGCUCGAGGCGGAGAAUUUCACACUCAGGCAGGCGUUCAAACAGCUCAAGAAGGACAGGGCUGUGGUCAUGGGGCAGGACGUCGUGCUCAGGGAGGAGUACAACAUGCUCAGGGAACAGUAUGACAGGCUCCAGGGAGAGAAUGCUGCACUCAGGAAGGACAACGCCAUGGCCGGGAGAAUGUUUAACAACUUCCAGAACAACUUGAAGAGACAGGCGUGCGUGGUGGCGAGCCUGAAGGAUCAGCUGAAGAUCAGCCAGGCUGAACGAGAGAGGGAAGCCCAGGAGCUCCAGUCCUUAGUCCGGCAGACUGAGUGUUAUCUUCAGCUCACAACCCAGCGCGCUCUGAAUGCCGAAACAAACGUGGAGAGGCUGAAGCAGCAGAUCUUUAUGCUCCAAGGACAGCUGGAGAGAUGCAAGCUGGAGAAUGAAAAGCUGAGACAGACUGGCCUGGAAGCACUGAAGCACAACUUGGACUUCACCAGGCAAAACUCCCACAAGCUCCUAAUGGGCAAUGAUGCCUCCCUCAGGCAGUUCCUGCCUCAGAAAUUCUGCCCAUUGUUACUGAGGUCCUUGAAUCCACCAGAAAAAUUCCCAAAUUUUAAGCAGAGAAAGAUCUAUGAGUGCAGUUCUGCGUGAGUUCCAUGGAUCCGUGCAUGGUCCGAGGCCAUCGUUCUCUCACUUGUAACCAU
This is a messenger RNA of Passer montanus (Eurasian tree sparrow), 2033 nucleotides long. RefSeq lists its product as uncharacterized. NCBI's taxonomy places the organism in Eukaryota, Metazoa, Chordata, Aves, Passeriformes, Passeridae. The record is from RefSeq and is a predicted model, not a curated record. Gene Ontology annotation, cellular component: midbody; recycling endosome; early endosome. Gene Ontology annotation, biological process: positive regulation of protein localization to cilium; positive regulation of cilium assembly; regulation of cytokinesis.